Messenger RNA from Clarias gariepinus (North African catfish), 2486 nucleotides. RefSeq names its product progesterone immunomodulatory binding factor 1 (gene pibf1). The record is from RefSeq and is a predicted model, not a curated record. NCBI's taxonomy places the organism in Eukaryota, Metazoa, Chordata, Actinopteri, Siluriformes, Clariidae. Gene Ontology annotation, biological process: cilium assembly. The transcript has 18 exons. Bases 82 to 2349 code for a protein of 755 amino acids. Gene Ontology annotation, cellular component: centriolar satellite.
CUGGUUUCCGCUGUGCUUUGUUUACGGUUGUCUCUAAGCGGCGGGACGCUUAAAAAGGAAAACACUCGGGCCAGCUGAAACAUGGCCACUAAAAAGCCGAAGGAGACUCUGAGGGUGAACAUCUCCAGCUCUCUGGAGUCGGAGGAGAUCAGCCUGGAGACCACGGUGCCCACGGAGGACAUCUCGUCCUCGGACGAGAAGAGCGGCGCCCACCGGGUCACCAAGCAGGUGCUGGAGAGGAAGGAGCUCCUGCACAACCUGCAGCUGUUGAAGAUCGAGCUGUCGCAAAAAAACCUCAUCAUCGACAACAUGAAAGUGGAGCACCUGACCAAAAUGGAAGAGCUGGAGGAACAGCUGAAUGACGCGCUGCAUCAGAAGCAGAUUCUCGCCCUUCGCCUCGACAGCCAGCUCAAAGUGCAGCAGGAUGAGAACAGGAAGCAGCAAGCUCUAAUGAAACAGGAAAUGUCCUCCAUCCUGGUGCGGCAGAAGCAGCUGGAGGACACCAACAGGCAGCUGUGUGAGCGAGCCGGGGACAUCCGGCGCAGCCUGAGGGACGUCGAGCUGAGCGAGGAGAAGUACCUGGAGCUGCGAGAUCUUCCCGAAGACAAGCUCUCCAUCCCUGAAUAUGUAGCGGUGCGCUUCCAUGAGGUGGUCACACCGCUAAGAGCCCUGGUGACCGAGCUCCAGGUGAAGAAGAACGACCUGACGGACGACCUGGACGGCCAUCGCAAGGAAAUCAAAUCCCUUAUGGAGAGUUACGAGGAGGAGAGAAGAGCGCGCGCCGAGCUGGAGAUCCGCUGCCAGAGACUGGCGCUGGACCUGACCGACACCAAGCAGCUCAUCCAGGAGGGAGACUACAAACGCCAGAACUACGACAAAGUGAAGCGAGAGCGAGACAACUAUGAGACAGAGCUCAGAGAGCUGAGGAAAAAGCAGGAGCUGACGGAGCUGACGCAAACCGCCCUGACCAAGGAGAGGAACGAUCUCAGUAAAGAGGUGGCCACACUGCAGCAGUCUGUGACUCUGCUCCAGAAGGAUAAGGACUAUCUGAACAAGCAGAACAUGGAGCUGAGCGUACGCUGUGCUCACGAGGAGGAUCGUCUGGAGAGGCUGCAGAUACAGCUGGAGGAUUGCAAGAAGGCCAGGGAGGAGGCUUACCACAAAUAUGUGGCUUCUAGGGACCACUACAAGACCGAGUAUGAGAACAAGCUGAGGGACGAGCUGGAGCACAUCCGUCUGAAAACCAGCCAGGAGAUCGAGAGCCUGCAGCGUUCGUCUAAAGAGCUCUACGAGAGGGAGAACAGAAACCUCCGUGAGGCACGGGACAACGCCGUCCUCGAGAAAGAGCGAUCCACCGCAGCUGAAAGAGACACUCAGGCCAAAUAUGAUCAUCUCCUACAGCAGUUCAGGCAGCUGCAGCUCAGUUCGGACAGCCGUGCCUCAGAGCUGCAGAACCAGAUGAAGCUGAAGGCUUUCGAAGCCGAACGCGCUCAGAUGGUGCAGGAGGAAACGGCCGGGAACCUUGGCCUAUGCCAGAUAGAGUGCGAGAAACAGCAGAGGAAAUUAGAGGUUUUAACCAAGGAGUUCUACGCACUACAGUCGUCAUCGGAGAAACGCAUCAUAGAGCUGCAAUCCCAGAAUGCCGAGCUGCAGGUGAGGCUGGAGACCUACGAGAAGCUGGAGAGGGAGCUGGACGACAUCACCAUGCAGGCGGCAGAAAUGGAAAAUGAGGACGAAGCCGAGAGGGUGUUGUUUUCCUACGGCUACGGAGCAAACGUCCCGACCACGGCAAAAAGGAGGCUGAAGCAAAGUGUUCAUCUGGCAAGAAGGGUUCUUCAGUUAGAGAAACAAAAUACUUUGCUAAGGAGAGACCUGGAGCGAAGCACCACCCACGCGGGGCAGAUCUCAGAAGAGCUGCAGACAGCCAAUCAGCUUCUCCAGCAGACUCAGCAGCCAUACAGUUACCUCAUCGAGACUGUUCAACAGCGGGACACGCAGAUCCAGUCACUAAAAGAGCGCCUCUCUCAGACGGAACAGGAAGUGAGUGCACUGAAGAAAGAAAGGGCAUCUCUGCUGCAUGUGAAGAACAACAUGGCUGCCGACCUGGAGCGGCUCCUGAGACACAGAGAGGAGCUCUCUGCCAUGAAACAGGUGCUAGUCAGCAUGCGCUCACGGCACAACCGAGAGCCAGAACCGGAGCUCAGCAGCGGUCCAGGAGCGCAACAGCGGCCCAGAGAACUCGGCAGGACAGCAGGUGGUGAUCAGAACCAGCUCCGACCCAAACCCACCGUGUUUACCAAUAAAGACGUUCCUGAGUGGCACAGAAAGUUCAAGGCGAAGUCCAAGUGACCUGCGGAGACUUGUUUUACCAGAGAAACGCAACGUACAGGUUUUAUUUAUGGAUGCAGGAAGUCACUUUGUGUAUAGUGUGUUUUGUACGAUAAAAACUGCUUUUUAAAUUAAAAAGAAUACUUUUUCUCCUUACA